AUGUCCAACUCGUUUAAUAUUUGUCCUGUUGCCCAUAGUGAAGUAUUGAAUCAGUUAAGAACAAUAAGAUCUGACUGUUCGACAGGAACUGACCAGAUUCCGGUAAAAUACCUUAAGAUGGCAGCUGAUUGCAUUGCCUCACCAUUGACCUAUAUCAUCAACGGGUUUAUUGCAAAUCACAGCUUUCCAGAUGUUUGGAAGACUGUACGUGUGUCACCUAUACCCAAAGUAGCCUCUCCGACUGAGUUAGACCAUUAUAGACCAAUUGCUAUUCUCCCGGCUCUUUCCAAAGUCUAUGAACGCCUCAUCCUAAAUCAAAUUAUAAAAUACAUUGACCAGCAUAAUGUAUUAAACGAGAAUGUUACUGGCUUUCGUAAAGGCCAUGCCACCUCAUCUGUCCUUUUACGAGUAAGAGACGAUAUAUUAAAGGCUAUGAAAAAAGGAGAAAUUACUCUUUUUGCAUUCGCCGACUUCUCGAAGGCGUUCGAUACAGUGGACUUCGCGGUAAUAAUAAAGAAACUUCAUGCCAUUGGCUUUUCACACUCAUCGUUAAAUUGGAUUCUUAACUACCUUACUGGUCGGAAACAACUUGUUCAAGUAAAUGACAGCCAAUCUGAACUAGCUGACGUGUUGUUUGGUGUUCCGCAGGGAUCGAUAUUGGGUCCCAUGCUUUUCAACCUUUACGUUAACGAUCUUCAAAAUGAUUUUACCUGCAGGUGCUUCCAAUACGCCGAUGAUACAACAGUUUACCGUAGUUGUACCCCUAAAAACCUCAGUCAAUAUGUACAAGAAAUGAAUGACAACAUGCAAACUCUCGAAACUUGGGCCACAGAAUCCAAUCUCUUGUUGAAUGAAAAUAAGACUAAGCAGAUGCUCAUAAGCACUCGACAGAUGUCAAGAACUCACAAUCUCGGAGACAUCACGCCACCUCUUACCAUUAAGAAUCAAUCCCUUGAGAGAGUUGAAAAUUUUAAAUUACUUGGUACGUGGCUUAGUGAGGAUCUCAAAUGGUCACAUCAUGUAAAGGAACUUGUCUCGUCUUGUUAUGGAGUACUUUCAACUUUGCGCAAAAUUCGGAAUAUGACACCCCAACAUACUAAAAAGCUAUUAGCAGAAAGUCUUGUACUUUCUAAGCUAAACUUUAAUGAUGUCGUUUGCUAUCCUCUCCCCGCAUACCUACAAAAGAAAAUGCAACGUGUGCAAAACGCUGCUGCCAGCUUCGUCACCAAUCGUUAUUGUUCUGGAAAAGAUGUCUUACAACUUGGAUGGCUUCCAACCUUGGAAAGAACACAAUUAAACCUCCUCAAGCAUACUCACCGAGUAAUCUACAACAAGACCUCUUGGCCUGAGUAUUUAACCCUGGAAGUAUAUAACCCUGGAAGAACGCUACGCUCUAAUGCAGCACAACGAUUGUCGAUUCCAUUAAUAAAAGGAACUUUUCAGGAGACAACAGCGAACUUAUUCAAUGAUCUUCCCCAAGGAGUACGAUCAAGUGCUGACUUAAACGUAUUCAUGAGGGAAGUGAAACAAUUACUGAAAUCCAUAGCACUCCUACGCCUUGAAUAG
Molecule: messenger RNA, 1566 nt
Organism: Paramuricea clavata
Lineage: Eukaryota; Metazoa; Cnidaria; Anthozoa; Malacalcyonacea; Plexauridae
Source: the annotation of a GenBank genome assembly